UGACGUUUGCGGGCGUGUGCAAGGGGUUCAUCGGUUAGCACAUGCGGCUUGUGCGGUGGUUGGCGGGAGUCCUAACAUCAGCUGUGCUUGGCACGGCUCUGGAACUGAGUAACCCUGUUCAGCGCGGAGGGGGUGAUGUGACGUUCAUAUUUACUGGUGUCGAAGACAAGUCUCCCGUGUUGAAAUCAAUCCAAAACGCAGCUACGCUAAGAACCAUUGCGGCCGACGUUCCACUGGUACACCGAGUCAACGUGGACGACGCCAGCGUUUCCGAGUUCAUGCUGGAUGGCGAAUUGGCCUUGCCAGGACUAUACAAGCUGCUUGUGCAGGAUGGAAAAGCCAGCAGAGUGUUUCACGCGGCGUUGACCACAAAGGUAUUUGUGGCCCAUGCAACCAUUCACGGCGCAAAAGUCGAAUUUGGGUCAUCGUUGUCGGCAAUUCCAACCCUGAAACCACGCGACAAGUUUUCGAUCGAAGUUGGGUUGCAGGAUGCAUACACGUUCAAGCCCAUGGUGGCCCAUCAAGCAGUCCUCCGCUUCACCAACACAGAAUCGUCCGUAGAUGCAACUUUCCCGCUCGAGUCCACAACCGACAGCACCAUGCAAGCUGCUGUCACUGUCGAUGCUUCCCUUCUGUCAGGUCUCUACGGCGUGCAGUUGAUCGUUGGAGACGUCCAGUUUGAGAAUGCUAUCGAGUGGAAUUUAGGUCAAGUCGCGCUUGAUAUUCCACCAGCCCCGCCUGCGCCAUCACCGCCUCUCUACACGACAUCGCUCUUGCAUGAGAGCGACGUCACGCUGCAUGCGUUGCCAGAGAUCACACAUGCGAUGCGACCUCCUGCUGCGAGACCCAGAGAAGUUGUGUCAUACGUCUUCACAGUGCUCGUCCUGGUGCCGCUCGUCGUUUUCGUUCUGUGGGCGCUUCGCACUCAAUCGCUGGCGAACGUCCCCUCGACAUUUGGUGGUGUCGUGGUGACGAUAGGGUUUUUUGCGUCCGUGUUGGCGGUGCUGGGGCUCUAUGGCCUGUUCUGGUUGCAGCUCACCAUGUUCGCAGUGCUGACCUACCUGGCAGUCCUGGGGCCAGUCGUGAUCGCCACGGGGCACUUGGCGCUGCAUGCUGUCAUGGCAGGCAGACCCGAGGCAUCCAACUCGACGAAUAAACCCAAGUGCGAUUGAUUUUUUUGUUAAAAUUGACCGGGAAACAGUUGUACUGCUUAUUCGAAGACGAACAUGAGCGAAUGUGAGUUACCCUGUUGUGGCGGGAUGGAUUACCCGCUCCGGCUGCGACUGCG
This is a messenger RNA of Aphanomyces invadans, 1288 nucleotides long. RefSeq lists its product as hypothetical. NCBI's taxonomy places the organism in Eukaryota, Oomycota, Saprolegniomycetes, Saprolegniales, Verrucalvaceae. The coding region runs from base 42 to 1172 and encodes 376 amino acids. Gene Ontology annotation, cellular component: membrane; oligosaccharyltransferase complex. The transcript has 2 exons. Gene Ontology annotation, biological process: protein N-linked glycosylation. The record is from RefSeq and is a predicted model, not a curated record.